UCUUUACCGAACCGUAUAACGACCCGGGCCCGUUACCGUGGCUUGAUGAAAGCUUCUCACCAGCUGCUCUGAAGCAACUAUCACCUAAAAUUGGCAAAUAUCUGUCCAGUACCUUCCGCUACAAAAUCAUACGGACAUUUUAUCUCAGACAGCCACCAUGAUCCGCUCGACACAGAAUGGAGAUCGCUAUGAACUCACAGACCCCACCGCGAUGCCUAAAGCCGGCGGCUUCCUGUGGAAUCAGAAGAUGAUGAUCCAGGUAACCUGCCGUGGCUAUGCAACAGCCCAGUUUAUGCAGCCGGAACCUGCGAAGUAUGUCCACGCUCCAAACCUCGAGGCCAAGACCUUUAUGCAGCCGGAGCAGAAUUACUAUUCUCAUCAUCCGGGGCGAUUUGUGUAUGUCAAGGACGAAGACACGAAGAAGAUCUGGUCGGCACCGUACGAGCCAGUUCGUGCGAAGCCAGACAGUUUCGUGUUCUCGGUGGGAAAGAGUGAUAUCUCAUGGACGGCGGAGAAAGACGGGGUGAGAGUGGAGAUGAAUCUCCUUCUGCCGACCGAGGAUGUUGCUGAGCUCUGGACUAUCAAAGUGACAAAUGUCUCAGAUCGGAAACGAAAGAUCAGCAUAUACCCAUACUUUCCCUUUGGAUACAUGUCCUGGAUGAACCAAGAGGCAGAGUGGAUCGAUAGUCUAGGUGGCAUUGUGGGGAGCUGCAAGACGCCGUACCAAAAAGCGUCAGAUUACCCGAAGACAAAGUUCCUAAAGGACAAGACUUACUUUCUGUGUGAACGGAAACCUGUUGCGUGGGAAGCGAGACAAGAGGCGUUCGAAGGCGAGGGUACUCUAAGUGACCCAGAUGCUAUGAAAACCGAGCACUUGAGUAGCAGCGAUGCUCGGUACGAGACUCCCACAGCGGUAGUGCAGUAUCAAGCUGUCCUCGAGCCAAAUGCAUCUGAAGGGUACCGAUUCAUACUGGGUCCCGCUUUCGAUGAAGCCGAGAUCUCUGACAUGCGGAAGAAGCUCCUUAGCGAAGCCGGCUUUGCACAAGCAAGGAAAGAGUACGAAGCGUACAUCGCAGCAGGUAGUGGAUGUAUCAAAAUUGAGACACCUGACAAGGACCUUGACAACUUCAUCAACAACUGGCUACCGCGACAGGUCUACUACCACGGGGAUGUCAAUCGACUUACGACCGAUCCUCAAACCAGAAACUAUCUGCAAGACAACAUGGGCAUGGCAUAUGUCAAGCCUGACGUCUGCCGUGACGCUAUUCUUACUGCAAUUGGUCAGCAGGAUGAAAGUGGCGCAAUGCCUGAUGGCAUUUUACUGAUAGAGGGCGCGGAACUGAAGUACAUCAACCAGGUUCCGCACACUGAUCACUGCGUCUGGCUUCCCAUUGCACUGGAGAUCUACCUUGAUGAAACAGGCGACUACGCAUUUCUCGACAAGCAAGUCAAGGGUAUGCACGGAGACAGCUACACGGUCUUCGAACGCUUCAGUCGCGCAAUGGACUGGCUUCUUUCCUCCAAGUCGAGAGACGCUCGGGGUCUGAGCUACAUCGCUCAAGGCGACUGGUGCGAUCCUAUGAACAUGGUUGGACCGAAAGGCGUCGGUGUGUCAGGCUGGCUAACUGUCGCUACCGCCUACGCUGUGAAUCUCUGGGCUGGUGUCUGUGAACAGGCUGACAAAGUCGACAUCGCCCAGAAGUACCGCGAGGGUGCAAAAGCGGUCAAUGAGUCAGCAAACAAACAUCUAUGGGACGGUGAAUGGUUUUCCCGGGGCAUAACCGAUGACGGCGUUACGUUUGGCACCAAAGACGAUAAAGAGGGCCGCAUUUGGCUCAACCCGCAAGCAUGGAGUAUCCUCGGCGGUGCAGCGUCGCCCGACAAGAUCGAGAAGAUCUUACCUCAGAUCGACAGCCAGCUCUCAACUCCGUACGGCGUACUUAUGUUCGCGCCCCCGUUCACAGCGAUGCGCGAAGAUGUUGGUCGCGUGACGCAGAAAUACCCUGGGCAAGGCGAGAACGGGAGUGUGUACAAUCAUGCCGCAUCUUUCUACACCUGGGCACUGUACACCAUCGAUGAGGCGGACCGUGCGUACUCUGGUCUGCGUGCAAUGAUUGCAGGUCCCGACGACGAAGACUUGCGAGCACGAGGUCAGCUGCCGGUGUUCAUACCAAACUAUUACCGUGGCGGGUGGGGUAUCGAGAAACUUCAUCGCACGGCCGGGCGUAGUUCGCAGCUGUUCAAUACUGGAACAGUAAGUUGGGCGUAUCGAUGCAUAAUUGAAGGUCUGUUUGGGCUGAGGGGUAUGAGGGAGGGCUUGAAGGUUGAUCCAAAGUUGCCGAAGGGGUGGGAUGAAAUCAAGGCGACAAGGCAAUUCAGAGGAGCGACUUUCGAGGUCAAGAUCAAGCGCACUGGGGUGAAGAGCGUGGAACUGGUGUUAGAUGGGCAGAGCAUAGAAGGUGUGGUUGUGCAGAAUGUAGAGGCUGGUAAAACAUAUAGGCUUGAUGUGCAGAUUCCAUAGAGCUUUUGCCCCAGGCGUACGAUUGCUCGAGAUA
Boeremia exigua is the source of this 2555-nucleotide messenger RNA. Its product is annotated as Six-hairpin glycosidase-like protein. The coding region runs from base 158 to 2521 and encodes 787 amino acids. Gene Ontology annotation, biological process: cellulose catabolic process. Gene Ontology annotation, molecular function: hexosyltransferase activity; carbohydrate binding. The record is from RefSeq and is a predicted model, not a curated record. The transcript has a single exon. NCBI's taxonomy places the organism in Eukaryota, Fungi, Ascomycota, Dothideomycetes, Pleosporales, Didymellaceae.